Porites lobata is the source of this 3092-nucleotide messenger RNA. Lineage: Eukaryota; Metazoa; Cnidaria; Anthozoa; Scleractinia; Poritidae. The record is from the annotation of a GenBank genome assembly.
AUGCGGACCACUUCGCAAGGAGAGCUUGAUAUCCAACGCCAGGUAAGAGUUUUGCUAAGUUUUCAGUGUAUGUUACUUUCAUAUUCUAGCGAAAAAUAAACCUUGAAACAGAAUUUGCUUUCGUUUGGAUAGAACAACAGCAUGAUUUCCACAACAAUAUGGCGAAAAUUUGUGAAACAGAGGUUAAUCGUUUGAUAAUGCGGGGCUGCAUUUUGAGUCCAAUCUAACUUCGAGGUAACAGAACGAUUCGAAUAAAGAUCUUAGAUGCUCAAAUUCUAGUCUCUUUAUAGCUUAAUGUUUGAAUUUAGUUCGACCAUAUUUGAUGGCGCGGUUUACUUUUAACAUUAAGUGAUACGCUUGAUAGCUUUGUCAUUUUCGUUCGUGUUGGAGACUAGAGAUCUAAAAUCCAAUGUAUGAUAAACUAGAUGCAUUUGAAUUAUGGCCUCAAUUUUAUACAAAAAAGGCUACUAAUAAUACGGUCAUCGUGAACAGACACCAUAGACUGUGAACAGUCUCUCUUUUGCUAGAAAAUCGUGAGCAAGUGCAAUAUUUGAGUAUGCGAGCGGCGAAGCCAUGCGCAACGAGUUGUGGUCCAGCAAGCACACAAAGAAUUACAACAGAAUCUGUGUGUAUGCAGUUCAGUGUGCCGUUUAAAAUUCACAGUGUAAAUAGUCCUCUCUGUGUACGGUUAUGUUUUCUACAGCGUUUUUGAUUAGAGUUGACCGGGAGGGAAUAUUCUUGGUUUGCAACCACUUGACAAGGAGGCAAUGUUGGUGAUCAAAACUGUAGAUUUUUUCUCGAAUAAUUUACGUUAAAAUGUUGUUUAGUUCCCGGAGGAGAGUUGUGUUCUUGAUCACCAACAUAUGGCCAACGUGGCGUCACGAGCAAACAAGUGAAAAGAACCUGGGUGUGUUUGUGUGUUGUUGGGGGGGGUGGGGAGAGACAGACGGCAAGGGGAAGGAGAAUGGGGGAGGGGUAAGUGCCAUACAUGCCAGGGAAAAUAAAGUGAAUAAAGUUAGUGGUUUGUUUUCUUAUUGUUUGCAUACGAUUGUAAUCUAGACCCAAACUCUCUGAUUUUUAUACCCUAUCCAAGGAGGACUAAUUAACGAUCAUUCCUCGAGCCCGAAUGGGCUCUGAGUCAAUAGCCCAUAAGGCCGAAGGCCAAAUGGGCUAUUGACUCAGAGGCCAUGAAGGCAAGAGGAAUAAUUGUUAAUUAGUCCUCCUUGGAUAGGGUAUAAAAAUCAGUGAGUUGGGAUUGUUUUAGUAAAAUCCAACUAGUUUCACAAAAAUAUCGAGAUAAAACAACUUUAGCUAGUUAAAGCUAGACUUUAAUUCUUUUUUUGUCACCAAAAAGCCGGCGCUUUUUGCUACAAGUGGGCUAUAAAAUAUAGCCUAGUAGUAGCUCAACCAAUCAGAAUGCAGCAUUGAUAAUAGACCACUAGUUGGAUUUUACUAAAAUAUAAUGUACCUUUCACAGCGGCACCUACUUAGUCCAUACUGGCAAUGUAAUCCCCCCCUCCUGGGGGGUAGUAUGAUAGCCACUAAUUCAAGUUUUAUUUCAUUUAUUCUUUGCUUUUUUUCUAAUACCAAAGAUAAUGUCAUUCUGGGAGGAAGAAGAGACACUGACGAGAAAACUACGCACGUAUUCAGUUAAAAAUGUAAAGAUCACCGAAGCAGGUACGGUUCGAACUAAAAAGUUGAUAAAGGACUGCAUUGAAAAUCAGGUCAUGAAGUACUGUCAACAGAAUUCGCCUCUUCCAAUCUUGAGGCUAGAAUACACAGGCAGCGUGUAUGAGGGACUGAAAACUGAAGCCGCAGAUGAAGCAGAUAUUAUGGUUGUGCUGAAGACAGCAAGGCAGGAAGUAGCGCCUGAAAACACAGAGAUUCCUGGUUAUGCGCGUCUUAAGGCCAGGGACAACUCUAGACUCCGUCAUUAUGCAAGUUCUGCAGGAUAUAUUUUCCCAGAGCGACUUCGAAACGGCUGGUUUAAUAGUCUUGUAGCCCGAGCAGUAAACAAUUUUAAUAACACAUCAAUUUCUGACGUCCAUUUGGGUGUGCGUUACCAUGGACCUGCAACCCAGAUCGACUUUAGAGAAAAGACAACCAACGAGAUUUUGCUGUCAACUGAUCUCGUUCCAUGUUUUCAAACUGGUCCUGAUGAUUAUUUUGUACCAAAGUCUUAUACCUUUAAAGGGUUUUCGCAUCCAGAGCUUCUCUGGAGACAGUCGUUUUCGCUAAAAGAAAAAGCAAUACUGCAGCACAUGGAUUUCGAUCAAGGAUGCAGGCACGAACUUCUCAGAGUUGUGAAAACCAUCGUCAACAAGGAGGAAAGGUCUUCCCUUAGACCUUUGGGAUCAUACCAUUUAAAAACUGCGUUCAUGCACUACAUAAAAGAGAAUCCGGUCAACUGGGAUAACAACUCUCUGGGAAGACACUUUUAUGGCUUUCUCCAACGUUUGAAAAUUUCUCUCGCAGUGAAAAAUCUCCCUCACUACUGGUUACCUAGAGUAAACCUCCUGGAAGAGGAUUUCAGUCCUGUCGUUAUUCACCAGAUGGAAAAUCGUUUGGAAAAUAUUCUAACUAGCAAGGCCAAAUUAAAUCAAAUUCUUGGCUGCAAAAUGCCGCAAACCGAAACGCAAAUACAAAAAAGGAGGAACCCAAAUAUUUUGAACGAGCCCUCGCCGCCAGCUCACUUUUCUGGCAGAUCUCGUUUUGAUGUGCCUCGGGACUCAUAUUCCCGCAGAAAUCCCCAGCAAUGGACAAGCGUUUCUCGCACUGAUAGGUCGCAAAAUGCAGAAAGUAAAACUCAGAAUCAGUUUUCAUUUAUUGCGUUGGGGUUAAUGGUUAUAAAAAUCAUAUUUGAAAUUAUAAUUAUAAACCCAGUAGAGUUACUAUUACUUGCGCUAAAGUUAAUCAAGAAAGCCAUUAUGAUAAUGUUAGAAGCAUUAGUGGUAGCGUUACAGCUGUUUGUAGAAAUUGUGUGUUACAUGUUGUGUUUUUAUCAGUUGUCAUUAUCUGGCAAGAAUGAAAGUCUCGCUCUAAGUGGUGUAGAGCUAAAGGACAGUCCUGUUAAUCAAACAGAUUCGAUUUGA